AUGCUGAGAUUUGUGUACCACGCAAAUAUUGGCAAUGGUAAAUUAGAAUUGGAGUUCAAAAAACCCAAUAAACUAUUGCUAAUAGAAUCACUGGACAUCAACUGUUUGGACGAUAUAAUUCGAAUUAUGGCUGAUGAGAGAAAAAUCAUGGUCAAUGAAUUACGGGAGCGCAUUAUUAAUCGUUUUGAUCCAACAGCUGUCCAGUGUAUAGCUCUUGACAGUUUUGAUAAGCGUAUAUUAAACAUGACUCAUUUGACUUCACUUCGGCUGGAAAACUGUGAUUUACCAACGAUUCCUGUAGAAAUUGGCCGUUUACCGAUAGAAGUGCUAAGCAUACGCGGUAGUAAACUACCUACCAAUCAAGAUACCUUCUGGAAUUGGAUAUCAAUGACAUCAAUUUGCAAUACAUUAAAAUCCUUAAAUUUAGAUUCUACUGGCCUCAAAAGAUUGCCAUUUGAAAUUAUGUUCCUGAAAAAUCUAUAUUCGUUAUCUGCAAGAUAUAAUGAACUGACAUAUAUACCUCACUGUCUUCUAGAACUUGAGAAAGUAUACUUCAAUCUAGAACACAAUGCAUUAGUAUAUGUUCCUCAAAAUCUUUUUUUUGGAAAAAAUCUUGGAUGGAAUUUAUUAGAUAACCCAAUGGUCAUAACGAAAUGCCAAAAAAAAUCGUACAUACGUCGUUAUUUGGAUGUGUUGAACAAAGAAAAUAAUGAAGAUUAUUCAAAAAUUACCGUUCAACCACUAACAAAUUUGUCAUUGUACAAUUUUAUGGAUAAUUUUAAUAUACCAUUCAAGAGACAAGAUAUACCUCGUACACUGUGGGUAUACUUAAAUUUAGUGGGUCGUUGUAUUGUGUGUAAUAGAUGGAUAUUACCCGAUUACUCUAAAAUAAAGUAUACACAUAGCAAAGAUGAGAUACCUUUCUCCGAAUUUUCCAUAGGUUAUCUAAUGCAAUCAAUGUCUUGUAGUAUUCCAAAUAAUUGUAAAAUACCAAGUGAAAACUAG
This is a messenger RNA of Rhopalosiphum maidis (corn leaf aphid), 1005 nucleotides long. RefSeq names its product leucine-rich repeat protein soc-2 homolog. The record is from RefSeq and is a predicted model, not a curated record. Lineage: Eukaryota; Metazoa; Arthropoda; Insecta; Hemiptera; Aphididae. Bases 1 to 1005 code for a protein of 334 amino acids. The transcript is spliced from 2 exons.